AUGUCGGCACUCUUUAGUAUAGAUUCCCUAUUCAGGGCUCUUGUGCUCGCCGUGUGUACUGCAACAUAUUUGAAACAGCAUUUCCCUUCGCUUGUGUCGAAGAACAAAAAAGGACUCUACUCGGUCCUCUACAAGCUCUCUGUCGUUGGAGAGAGACUUUCGCCCUUUGUAGCAUUGUUUUGCAUUUUCCUAGGGCUUGGGAAGAUUGCAUCUAUAUUUCUCUAA
Messenger RNA from Encephalitozoon hellem ATCC 50504, 225 nucleotides. RefSeq names its product DUF1242 domain-containing protein. The transcript has a single exon. The record is from RefSeq and is a predicted model, not a curated record. The coding region runs from base 1 to 225 and encodes 74 amino acids. Lineage: Eukaryota; Fungi; Microsporidia; Unikaryonidae. Gene Ontology annotation, biological process: intracellular transport; protein secretion.